This is a messenger RNA of Oryzias melastigma (Indian medaka), 2872 nucleotides long. It is a transcript of the gene farsb, whose product is annotated as phenylalanyl-tRNA synthetase subunit beta. Gene Ontology annotation, cellular component: eukaryotic translation elongation factor 1 complex; phenylalanine-tRNA ligase complex; cytoplasm. Bases 94 to 2634 code for a protein of 846 amino acids. Gene Ontology annotation, molecular function: RNA binding; translation elongation factor activity; magnesium ion binding. Gene Ontology annotation, biological process: phenylalanyl-tRNA aminoacylation; translational elongation. The transcript is spliced from 18 exons. The record is from RefSeq and is a predicted model, not a curated record. Lineage: Eukaryota; Metazoa; Chordata; Actinopteri; Beloniformes; Adrianichthyidae.
AGGGGCAGUUUUUCUUCAGGCACGGCUGUAGACAGCUUUACCCGGCUGUUGGGGUCCUUUUAGUCGAGUCGUGGAGGAUUAGCUUCAGCCAACAUGCCGACCGUCGGGGUAAAAAGAGACCUUCUGUUCAACGCCCUGGGCAGAACAUACACUGACGAGGAGUUCGACGAACUCUGUUUCGAGUUUGGAUUGGAACUGGACGAAAUUACCUCAGAGAAGGAGAUCAUCAGCAGGGAGCAGGGUGACUCGAAGGCUUCAGGAGCAUCAGAUGUCAUUCUUUACAAGAUCGAUGUGCCUGCGAACCGCUAUGACCUGCUAUGUUUGGAGGGGCUUGUCCGUGGACUACAGGUCUUCAAAAACAAGCUGGAGGCGCCCCGCUACACACGUGUGAGCCCCACCACCGGGGAAGUUCAGAGACUAAUCAUCACCAAGGAGACCGCAGCAGUGAGGCCCCACGCCGUGGCCGCCGUUCUGAGGAACAUCACCUUCACCAAGGAGCGCUAUGACAGCUUCAUUGAGCUCCAGGAGAAGCUGCAUCAGAACAUUUGCAGAAAAAGGAGCCUGGUGGCCAUCGGCACCCACGACCUGGACACCAUCUCUGGCCCUUUCACCUACACGGCCAGACCCCCCGGAGACAUCAGCUUCAAGCCCCUCAACCAGACCAAAGAGUACACCGCAACCCAACUCAUGAGCCUCUACAAGACAGACAGCCACCUGAGACACUAUCUUCACAUCAUUGAAGACAAGCCGGUGUACCCGAUCAUCUAUGACAGCAACGGCGUGGUCUUGUCCAUGCCUCCUAUUAUUAACGGAGACCACUCUAAAAUCAGCUUAACAACAAAAAACGUCUUCAUUGAGUGUACGGCCACAGACCUGACGAAGGCCAAGACAGUGUUGGACGUCAUGGUGACCAUGUUCAGCCAGUACUGUUCACGGCCUUUCACGGUGGAGGAGGCUGAGGUGGUGUACCCUGACGGGAAGACUUGCAUAUACCCUGAGUUGGCUUACAGAAAGGAGAAGUUGUCCGGCGAGUUCAUCAACCGUAAAGUUGGAAUUUCUGAACCUACAGAAAAGAUCGCCCAGCUGCUCACCAGGAUGUGUCUGCUCUCCCAGCCCACCGGAGCUGGUGAUGAGAUCGAGGUAGAGAUCCCACCCACUCGUCCAGACGUAAUCCACGCUUGUGACAUCAUGGAGGACGCCGCAGUCGCCUACGGGUUCAACAACAUCAUUCGUACUACGCCACGCACCUACACUGUAGCCAACCAGUUCCCAAUCAAUAAACUAACAGAGCUGCUGAGACAAGACCUGGCAGCAGCAGGGUUCACAGAAGCUCUCAACUUUGCCCUGUGCUCUCAGGAGGACAUCGCAGACAAACUCUGUAAAAAGAUUUCAGACACGAGAGCCGUUCACAUCUCCAACCCGAAGACAGCAGAGUUUCAGGUGGCGCGCACCACACUGCUGCCAGGCCUGCUGAAAACGGUGGCUGCUAACAGGAAGAUGCCUCUUCCCCUCAAGCUUUUUGAGAUUUCUGAUGUGGUUCUAAAAGACGAGAGCAAAGAUGUGGGGGCGAGGAACAGCCGGCGCUUUUGUGCCGUUUACUACAAUAAGAGCCCUGGCUUUGAGGUGAUCCACGGCCUGCUGGACCGAACCAUGCAGCUGCUGGAGGUGAAACCAGCCCGAGAACAGGGAUACCACAUCCAGGCCGCAGAUGAUUCCACCUUCUUCCCCGGUCGCUGCGCUGAGAUCUUCGUCCACGGGAAGAGCGUGGGCCGACUCGGCGUCCUUCACCCGGAUGUCAUCGGCCGUUUCGAACUGUCCAUGCCCUGCUCCGCCCUGGAGAUGGACAUCGAGCCGUUCCUCGGCCACACUGCCGAAACCCUCCUCACACAUGAUGUCCCUAUGCGGGAAACCAUCAAGCACAUCCCCCCCAGGCAAGGCCACUCCCAGCAGCCUCUACCUGGCCCCCCAGCCUCCACUAAAACGGUUUUUGGUGACUUGAAGACUCCAGAAGGCCUCAAAGCACUCAAUGAUUUCCUGGUAGACAAAAGCUACGUGGAAGGCUUCGUGGCUUCCCAAGCCGACGUCGCUGUGUUCGACGCCGUCCCUUCCACCCCCCCUCAGACCCUCCAGCACCUCCGGCGCUGGUACAACCACAUCAAGUCUUUCCAGACGGACAGGGCCCGCCUCCCCACUACUAAAACCCAGUUUGUACUGUUAAAUGCCUGUCCCUCCUCAGACCACGCCAGCGAUGAAGACAUUGACCUCUUUGGUUCAGAAGACGAGGCUGAGAGCGCCGAGAUGGCCAGGAUCAAGGAGCAGCGCCUCGCUGAGUAUGCAGCCAAGAAAUCCAAAAAGCCAGCCCUCAUCGCCAAGUCCUCCAUCCUUCUGGAUGUCAAGCCUUGGGACGACGAGACGGACAUGUCCAAGCUGGAGCAGUGCGUCCGCAGCGUCAGGAUGGACGGCCUGCUGUGGGGGCAGUCCAAGCUGCUGCCAGUGGGCUACGGCAUCAAGAAGCUCCAGAUCGCCUGCGUGGUGGAGGACGAUAAAGUGGGCACGGAUGUGCUGGAGGAGGCCAUCACCGCCUUCGAGGAACAUGUUCAAUCUGUGGACGUGGCUGCUUUCAACAAGAUCUGAAGCGAGCUGAACGACGACAGCCGGCAUUGAAUUCAGACAUUUGAAAGCUCCGGUUUAGAAGGCUUCCUCUCUUCAAUGUUUGAAACUCAGGUGUUUAUUUAAGGUUCCCUUCAGGACAAACGUGAAAAAUUCCUUUCCUCAAACUUCAAAUAAAAAUAUGGCUGAGUGCUUUGAAAUGUCUGAUUUUUUUUUUUUUUUUUCUCCUUAACGCCUACCCCAAAUAAAAUCUUGUUUGGUG